Molecule: messenger RNA, 1764 nt
Organism: Anopheles funestus (African malaria mosquito)
Lineage: Eukaryota; Metazoa; Arthropoda; Insecta; Diptera; Culicidae
Product: cytochrome P450 4V2-like
Exons: 5
Coding region: 270-1730 (486 amino acids)
Molecular function (GO): monooxygenase activity; heme binding; iron ion binding
Source: RefSeq, a predicted model, not a curated record
ACGAAACUCGUUCAAUACAACGUUUCAACUCACUAUCUCACUCUUACUCACUUUGCACAUCUCUAAUUCAGACACAGUUGCAUGAGUAGUUGCGUGAAAUUCAUAUCUUAUCGAUCAUAUUAUGCAUCAGCAGAUGGAUUGAUAGACGCAACCAAUACAACUUGAUUGUACCAUGUGAACAGUCUUGUUAUCCUUAACCCACUGCUUGCCAUCUCGCGUGUGAGUGAUGAACCUCACUCAGUUGCAUUCUCGCCAUCAUCACAGCCAGAAUGUUUGCAAUUUUGCUGUUGACCAUUGGGUUGUGCAUCUUGUAUUACUAUACGUUUGUGGUACGUGCCCGGUAUGCGCAGGACAUUCCCUGCCCAAUGCCUUGCUAUCCACUGAUAGGGAAUGGGCUAUCGUUUAUAGAAAAAUCACCCGUCAAAUUGUUCGAGAACGUAGUACAACCGUUUACACAGUUUGACAGAUGGUUUAAAGUAUGGCUCGGACCUCAACUGUUGUUGUGCACCUCACAUCCAAUGCUUGCGGAUGCUGUACUGAGCCAUGCCAAGUGCCUUGAAAAGCCGUUUUUCUACAGUUUUGUGCAGUUGGAGCAUGGCAUUCUGACACGUAAAUACAACGAUUGGAAACGUUAUCGCAAGGUGCUAAGUCCGGCGUUUAGUACGACCAAGGUGAACAAUGCUUUACCAACAUUAAUAGCCUGUGCGGAUGAACUUGUAUCAAAGCUGGAAUCGAUGGUAAAGAAGAUCUCCACAGUUUCGAUAGCACCAUUACUGAGUGAGUGUAUGUUGAACAUGAUCUUUUCCACCACACUGGGCGCGAAUGUUGUAGAACCGCACGAAGCAAAGCAGAUUUUAACCAAUCUCGACAGCUUAUUUCAGAUGAUAUCUGCUCGCGCAAUAAAUGCUUUACAUCACUAUGACUGGAUUUACAAGUAUACGAACAACUGUAAAAUAGAGACUAACUCGAGGGCUGCAUGUUAUCGUGUGGUGGAUAAAGUUCUUGCAUCCCGAAGAAAAGCAUUGGAACAUGCAGCAUAUGAAGUUGAAGAUUCUCCCGCCAUGUUGGAUCGGUUGCUAACAACAAAAGACGACGGUCCGCUUACGGAUACAGAAAUUGUCCACAACAUUUACUCUAUCGUAGGAGCGGGUAACGAUACGACGGCACACGCACUUGGGCACACCUGUCUCUUUCUCGCAAUGCAUCCCACGGUGCAGACCAAACUGUACCGGGAAUUAUGUGAUGUGUUUUACAACCUUGCUGAACCUCUCACGGAGCAAAAGCUGAAGCAAUUAAGCUACAUGGAGCGUGUGCUAAAGGAAAGCUUACGUUUGGCACCACCAGGUGCAACGGUUGCACGCGAAGCUCAGGAAGAUUUGUGCAUCGAAGGACAGUUCAUUCCCCGUGGCACAACGGUAGUUGUAAGCUUGUUUGCACUGCACCGGAGACGAGACUUUUGGGGCGAUGAUGCUGAUCAGUUUGAUCCGGAUCGAUUCCUGCCGGAACGAAGCAUGGACAGACCAUCCGUUGCCUAUAUGCCAUUUAACACUGGUAGCCGCAAUUGUCUCGGUUCACGGUACGCUAUGCUGAGUAUGAAAGUAAUUUUGACGAUGAUUGUUCGCACUUUUCAACUGCGUACAACGAUGACAAUGAAGGAGAUGAAGUUUCGGUUCGAUAUUGCACUCAAACAGGAGCAUGGAUAUUUAAUAGAACUCGAACGAAGGAUAUAAAAGAAAUGAAGCAAUCUUUUCAAAGGCGCUUACC